AUGUCCAAAAGCCAAAAGAGUGAAAAGGACUCUAAACUUUCAUUAAAGCUUCCGACCACAGCUCGUCGCCUGUCGUCCGCUUCGCCCGCUCCUUCGGGAUCCAAAUCCGCCACUCCUGCCGCUCAACUCCGAGUCAAAGUUGAUCGUCCAUCGCCGUCUGCUUCUUCUGCAACUACACGAUCCGUCCAGGCUAAACUUAGCAACACCCGUGCGAUGGCUCUCAGCAACUUCAUCGCCGUCUCUGACAGACUGGUGCACUUUGAGAGUCGGGUCAGAGGGCCUGCAGCCGAAGACGACAAUGUACACACGUACGAGAUCCGUCGUGACCGCCUGCAAGCCCUCUGGGACAGUGUAGAGACCGCUUAUGCCACGUGCGCUGAUGCACUGCAUCGAGACGGCGACAACGAAGGCAUACAGGCCAUGGAGGCCAAAUAUGACCACUGCUAUGCAGUGUAUGAGCGGUGUCUCGCCCAUGUAAAGGGGCAAAUUACACAAGUUUCCGAAUCAACCAGGAGUGAAGCAUCCGCUCCUCCUGUGUACUCCAGUGGCUGCCGGCUCCCUCCAGUCGACAUCGAAGUAUUCCGUGGGGAUUACUUGCGGUGGCCGACCUUCCGUGAUCUUUUCACGGCCAUCUACGUCAACAAUCCGAGGUUGACUCCGGUUGAGAAACUAUUCCAUCUCAAUUCAAAAACCGCAGAUGAGGCCAAUGAGAUCGUAGCCAAAUUUCCGCUGACGAACGAUGGUUUCGCGUUGGCUUGGAGUGCUCUCUGCGAGCGAUUCGAAAAUAAGCGCUUGUUAAUAACGAGCCAGUUAAAAAUUCUCUUCAACCUGUCCACGGUUUCGCUAGAGUCUGGAGCAGCGAUUAAGGAGCUGCAUGGCACAAUUCAGCGGUGCUUGACCGCUCUUGACCACUCAGACAUUUCAGUCUCUAGUCCUUUCGCCGACUGCAUCCUGGUCUUUCUUUGCUCAUCCAAGCUCCCCAAACUUACACUCUCACUAUGGGAGCAAUCAUUGGUGGACAAGUCCAAGAUUCCCGCAUGGCAGGACAUGAGCACAUUCCUCAACGAGCGUUAUCGUACGCUCGAGGCUGUUGAGGACGUGAAUCAAAAAACCUCGCAGAACUCUACCGCUGGACCAUCCCGUCCACAGCAGAGUACAAAGCGAAUUAACUCUUUCAAGGCCCGAGUCACUCAGAGAGGCAAAUCGUGUGACUUGUGCUCAAAAGAGAAUCACCCUGUCCGGGUUUGUCUAAGCUUCCUUGAAAUGUCGGUCAAUGAUCGGAUGAGCUACAUCAAACAGAAAAGUCUCUGUUUAAACUGCUUCGCAAGAGGUCACCAACUCCGAGAGUGUACGAGUGCGCACAAUUGCUUGACAUGCAAGAGGCGGCACCAUACUCUUCUCCAUCGGGGCGACAGUGCCCACAAUGGUGCCUCUUCCACUCCAUCCACACUUCCCAACAUACAGUCCACUCCGAAUCAAUCGGCAACAAAUGUACAAAAUUACUUUGCCAUUAACGCUCAGAACAUCCUUCUCGGCACGGCGGUUGUCAAUCGCAUAAAGUUGCCAUUCCAAUCCGUGCAAGCCCAAGUAUCCGGGCUGAAUCAUGCAAUUGCGGCCCAACCGCAGAAGUUAUGCAACUUCAGCAUUGGUUGUCCAACGAAACCGAGGCUCCACAUCGAGACCUCAGCGUUCGUUAUUCCACAACUGGCAGACAAGCAGCCAUCAUUCCGAAUGCCGAAAGGGUUCCUAAAGGAUCUACCAGCGAUUGAACUGGCAGAUCCAAACUUCUACAAAGGUGCUCAGAUUGACAUCUUAAUUGGCGCGGAUAUCCUUCCGUCAGUCAUCCUGAGCGGUACCCGGCCAAACAUUUGUGGCUCACUCCUUGGCCAACAAACCGUGUUUGAUUGGAUUCUCACCGGCCCCGUCUCCCAGAAUGUGUCGACAACUGUCUCUGCGUUUUCGACAAGAGUCGCUAUCCAAGCAGACGAUCAACUCGACAGACUAAGCUCCAAAGUUUGGGAGGCGGAGGAUAUUCCGUCGAAGCUGGUUAGCUGCGAAAACACAACUUCACGCAGCAGAUGUGGCAGAUCUCGGGUGACUCUUCCAUUCCGGAAGCCCGUCACCACUCCUAAUUUGUAUCUGCCUCAUCAUUCAUCCAAACCAGAUAGGCAUCGACACAAAGACGAAUAA
Drosophila nasuta is the source of this 2190-nucleotide messenger RNA. RefSeq lists its product as uncharacterized. Bases 1 to 2190 code for a protein of 729 amino acids. NCBI's taxonomy places the organism in Eukaryota, Metazoa, Arthropoda, Insecta, Diptera, Drosophilidae. The transcript is spliced from 2 exons. The record is from RefSeq and is a predicted model, not a curated record.